CAAAUAAGUAAACACGGUAAACACACGUCCAAACACAGAGAAGCUCAAGCUGACUUCCAUCGACGUGAGAGUGGAGAGGUCCGACUGCUGGGUGGGGACGGACCACGGGACGGAUCGACCUGAGCGGCGCUCUCGGCCACCCGUUGAAUCAAGACAGGGCAUUGAAGCGGUAGAUGGCGUCUCAAAUUAUCCAGACAGCCGUACCCCGGCUGUUUUCGGGCAUUCAGCCCACCGGCGCACUCCACCUGGGCAAUUACCUGGGCGCGGUUCAGCGGUGGGUCCAGGUGGUCCAAACCGGCCACUUGGCCGGCCAGCACUUCGCCACGCCCCAGGACCGUCUCUUCAGCGUGGUCGACCUGCACGCCCUCACCCUGCCCCAAGAUCCCGCCCGCCUCCGACGACACAUUCUCGACAUGACCGCUUCGCUUUUAGCUUGCGGCUUGGAUGCCGAGCGAUGCAUACUUUUCCAACAAUCCGAUGUGUCAGCCCACGCUGAAUUGGCUUGGCUCUUGAGCUGUUUCUGUAAUAUGCCUCGAUUAAGCCGAUUGACGCAAUUUCGCGAGAAAUCCGCCCAUUUAACCGAAGUGCCCUUGGGCCUAUUCGCUUAUCCGGUCUUGCAAAGUGCGGAUGUCCUCUUGUACCGAACCACCCACGUGCCCGUGGGUGAGGAUAACCUCCAAAAUUUGCACAUCACCGCCCAGAUCACCAAGAGUUGGCAUCAUCGUUUGGGACCGUUUUGGCCCGAACCCCAGCCUUUGGUCUUGGCUGGACCCGCCGCCCGCUUGAAGAGCCUGCGCCAACCCACCAAGAAAAUGUCCAAAUCCGAUGUCAAUCCCAAAAGUUGCAUCUUUUUGGACGAUACGCCCGACCAAGUGUUGACCAAAUGUCGGAAGGCUGUCACGGACAGUAUAUCCGAAGUGAGUUACGACCCCGAAAACCGACCCGGCGUGUCGAAUCUGGUCACGAUUCAUGGGGCCCUGACCGGUUUAUCACCCACGGACAUUUGUCAACGGGUCCAAGGUCAAGACACGGGUCAAUAUAAAUUGAUCGUGGCCCAGGCCUUGAAUGAUCACCUCCAACCCAUUCAGGAACGAAAAGCCCAUUUGCUCCAGCAUCCGAAGCACAUUCAGCAAGUCUUGGAUCACGGCGCGGCUCAAGCGCGCGAGAUCGCCGCGCCCAAUUUACUAGCCUUGAAACGCAUCCUGGGAUUGAAGUCCUGACCAAUUCCCGCUCGAUGUUAUGUAAGAGAAAUAGACUCUUUUUAUUCUGGAUAA
Molecule: messenger RNA, 1274 nt
Organism: Tigriopus californicus
Lineage: Eukaryota; Metazoa; Arthropoda; Copepoda; Harpacticoida; Harpacticidae
Gene: TrpRS-m
Product: tryptophan--tRNA ligase, mitochondrial-like
Exons: 1
Coding region: 174-1220 (348 amino acids)
Biological process (GO): mitochondrial tryptophanyl-tRNA aminoacylation
Cellular component (GO): mitochondrion; mitochondrial matrix
Molecular function (GO): ATP binding; tryptophan-tRNA ligase activity
Source: RefSeq, a predicted model, not a curated record